Molecule: messenger RNA, 2385 nt
Organism: Suillus fuscotomentosus
Lineage: Eukaryota; Fungi; Basidiomycota; Agaricomycetes; Boletales; Suillaceae
Exons: 13
Coding region: 1-2385 (794 amino acids)
Source: RefSeq, a predicted model, not a curated record
AUGCCACCGCGAUAUGGGCCGCAGACUCAGACAUUGCUUGACGAUAUCAAAGUCGAGCAUCAUCCUCACAGCCAAAUUCCUUCUACUGUGCAUCGCUUCUCUGAGUUCUCUUGCAGCUGCCCAACAGAAGACUAUGUACCUCAUAACGACUCGCCAUGGGAGCCAUUCCGCACACGGCUUGAUUUCGAAGUAGCAGAGAUUGCACUCGAAGCUGCGAUGACAAAGGAUCAAACCAAUCGCCUUAUCAAUCUCAUACAUCGAUCUGCUAGUGGCAAUGACAUGUUCACACUGCAAAAUCAUGAUGAAGUCCGCUCCCUCUGGGACCUUGCUUCGCAACGUUAUACUAGAUUUCAGAACGAUGCAGUGUCUGUUCCCCUCGGAAAUGAAGUGCGCAAAUUCGACAUGCACUACCGCCCUCUCUGGGAUUGGGUCCUUGACUUGUUGCGAGACAAACGUCUCGCACCUCAUUUUGCACAAUCGCAGCUUCCGCCCGAUGCAAAACCACUGGCAUUCAUCCUCUAUGCGGACAAGAGUAAACUAUCGUCAUUUGGGAGCCAAAAAGGCUAUCCAAUCAUUGCGCGCAUCGCUAACCUACCGGUUCAUAUUCAUAACAGUAAUACUGCCCUAGGAGGUGGUCGUGUCGUUGGCUGGCUGCCCAUUAUUGUUGAGGAUCAAGAACAUGCAAAAAAGAAGAACUAUGUAGACUUUAAAAAUGCUGUCUGGCAUACAUCCUUCUACCAGCUUCUGGCCUCGGUUGUGAAGCACUCAAAUACAGGCUAUUGGUUUGAAUGCAGAGACGGAAUCCGACGUCAUCUCUGGCCCCUCAUUUUAAUCUUAAGUGCCGAUUACGAAGAACAAUGUAUCAUGGCAUUGAUCCGUGGGCUUAAGGGAAAAUUUCCGUGUCCAGUUUGUUUGGUUCCACAAGAUGAGCAGUCCAUUCUCCGUACCCAUGAGCUGCGCACAAGCCACCAAUCUGAAGACAUACUCCACACUGCAAGAUCAAAGCCGUCUGAGAAGGAAAAAGAGGAUCAUCUAAAGGCUUUCUCGCUUCAAAACGUUGAGAAUGUCUUCUCGAGAAUCCUUCAUGUCGAUGUUCAUCGUGCACUUUCUUUCGACCGCCUGCAUACAAACGAGGAAGGAUUAUGGGGUGACCAUUUGUGGAAGGAAGUAAAGUUUUGGAUUUUGGACCUCGGGCAUGAAGCGGCUGUCAAACUCGAUAAAAACUUCGAUGAACUUCCACGAUGGCCUAAUUUAACACAUUUUUCAUCUGUCGUCGCAGUUGAUUUCACUGAUGGUUCUGUUCUCAGUGAUCUGUCCAAGAUGAUCGUUUUUGCGGCACAGGAUAUCCUUACUUCAUCCCACUGUAAACUGGGACAGUUACUUCUUCGUUGCAUUCACUACUACGUCGAGUUUGAUAUUUAUGUCUCAUUAGAAGUACAUACAGAGGAUACAAUCGCAGCUGGAAGGCUGGCACUGCAAAAGUUCUCAGAAAUGAUGGAUGAAUAUAUUGCACAAUCGCACCCCGAAACCAACAAAAAUUGGAACUUUCCAAAGAAACACUUGGUCUCGCAUGCAUUCGACGAUAUUCUAGCCAAAGGUAUUCUACACUAUGAUGAAUGGCUUCUAACUUCGACAUCCAUGCGCUCUGAACUCGACAAACUCGACAAGUACAAUCAACAAGACACCUGUGACCCUGAGACCAACGAAGUACUGGAUGACUCCGACGCUGGAACAUCUAAAUCUACUACUAUUCACGCACAUUUAGGUUCAAGGCAGGGUAAUAACUCUUUUUCCGACAUCAUGCACUUGCAUGGAACUGACAGGGCCUUCACCAACUUUCGGAUGAAGCUAAACGACUUCUUAAAUGGCUUCCUGCCACAGAAUAACAUUCCAUUACCAGAUGGAAGGCGCAUUCACAUGCAAGCAGAGGAUACAAUAACAGAGUUUAGGUUCUUGCGGAUCAAUUAUGAAUCACUAGUCGACUGGUGCAUGCACCGAGACCUACUCCGAUGCAAUCCAAAGUUCUAUGGAUCGCCGAGAUACGACUGCGUCAUCGUGAACACUGCAAACACACCAUUCUUCACUCGCCUCGUAUACAUGUUCACUUGUUUGGUUGGCGGCACUGAAUUCCCUCUCGCACUUAUUCAGCCAUAUGACGUCGGUAUUGCUAAUAGUCGUCGGAGGCGGGAUAAUGAUAUGGGAUUGUGGCGCGUGCGAGCCAAACCUCGCUCUUCUUCUGAAAUCAUUUCGGUUCGGUCAAUCGUUCGGGGAGCUGCUCUUGCCAGAAAUCCCGAAACAGAUGGGGAUUACUUCGUCAUCCACACUGUGGACACUGACAUGUUCCUUCGAGUCAAGGCACUCCAGGCUAGCGCUCAACCAUUGUGA